AUGGGAAGUUCAUAUUUGUCAGAUGUUGAUAAGCUGGAGAAUGUUCUACAUGGUGAAGCGAUUGGUAAAGAAGAUGAUGGUUUGUAUAUACUGAAAGGAAGAGGAAUCAGACUUUUAGCAGCUAAUGUGGAUGUGAGAGGUUCAAGUGGUGAAACCGAAUGCUUGUGGCAUGAGAGAUUAGGCCAUGCUUAUGUUCCUGUUAUGCAGCACUUUAAGAAUGAAACUAUUGUUUUCCUGAAGCAAUUUGUUUACAUGGUUAAAACACAGUUUGACACUUCUGUCAAGGUCUUGAGAACAAACAACGAUAAGGAAUUUUUCAACACACAGUGGAAUGAGUUCUUUUUGGAGAAUGAAUUUCCAUUUAGGAAACUAGAACAACAGCAUCUAUUCACACUAAAUGAUUUUGGUGCUAGUUUUUUGGAGACAGAAUUGCAGGUUCAAACAGGUGGACUACCAGAGGUGACCAAUUCACCAGUAGAGGGAGGCAAUAAUGGAGAUCAUGAUGCAGCACCACCAGUAGAAGAUUUGGAAGAAUCAUUGGUACCAAAUGAAUAUCAUGAUGUUGCACUACCAGAACAGGAGACAGAAACAGAUGGAUCUCCAUAUACAUAUGGUGUACUGAACAAUGUUGAAGAUAUGCCUGCUGAUUCACCUAUUCAAGGUAUACAAGAUGGUGUCACCGAAGAUGCUCAGGAUGUGCAAGAUGCACCUAUGACUGAGUCUGGUUCUAAUGCACCAACUAGACAGUCACUCAGGAUAAAAAAUUCACCUAUAUGGCAAAGGGACUAUGUACUGCAGCCACAAAAGUCCUCAAAAUACAACUAUCCAAUCUCAAACUUUUUGUCUUAUGAGAAGAUGUCCUCAAAGUACAGAAGUUAUGUGUCAGUUUUUUCAGUCCUGAAGGAGCCUUAUAACUUCAAGGAAGCUAUAAAGAAUGAGAGAUGGAUCACAGCCAUGAAACAUGAGAUACAAGCAUUAGAAGAUAAUAAGACUUGGGAGGUCGUUGACUUACCACCAGACAAAACUUCCAUUGGGUUCAAGAGACCUAUUUCAAUAAGUCUACAUGAAUCUGCCACAAGGUUUCCAAAGGCAGGGGAAGCAAAAGGUUUCAUACAGAGUACUCAUGACUAUUCUAUGUUCACCAAGAAGUCAGGCAAGGAUAUUUUCAUCAUUCUCAUCCAUGUUGAUGACUUGCUACUGACUAAAAGCAAUAAGGACUUGAUUGAUGAAGCUAAGGCAGCUCUGUAUCAACAAUUUAAACUCAAAGACCUAGGAGAAUUGAGGUAUUUCUUAGGCAUUGAGCUUUUCCGAAUGACAAAGAGGUCUGUUAGUGGAUAUGCAGUUAAACUUGGUGAUUCCUUGAUUUCAUGGAAAUCAAAGAAGCAACACACUGUUUCACGAAGCAGUGCUGAAGCAGAGUAUCGCAGCAUAGCAUCAGCAGUUUCACAAAUAGUGUGGUUGUUGGGGCUGUUCUCAGAGUUGGGAGUGUGUAUUCUUAAGCCUGUCACAUUAUUCUGUGAUAGCAAAGCAGCGAUGCAAAUAGCUACAAAUCCUAUAUUCCAUGAGCGAACCAAACACAUAGAGAUAGACUGUCAUUUUGUUUGUGAACGUAUCAAGGAUGAUGUCUUGGUUACUCAAUAUGUUUCUACUAAAGAUCAACAUGCAGAUCUCUUCACCAAAGGGUUAUCAUCUGUACAACAUCGGUUCUUACUACACAAGCUGAGAGUGUUGAACAUUCUCCACCCUCGAGCUUGA
Molecule: messenger RNA, 1755 nt
Organism: Nicotiana tabacum (common tobacco)
Lineage: Eukaryota; Viridiplantae; Streptophyta; Magnoliopsida; Solanales; Solanaceae
Source: RefSeq, a predicted model, not a curated record